GGGAGGUGUACUUAUGGUUGAGUGGCUCGCACUAGAGAGAGACCGGCCCACUCCACUAAAAUCAUUCAACUGGUGAACGAGGGAGCACACUCAACUCUGACGGAGCGAGAGAGGGAGGGAGCAGCAGAGUUUUUUCCGUUGGGUUGGCAGGUGGACUGUGAGCUGAGCUGAACUUUGCAGCCUCCAAACUUCUGACAGAGGAGACAAAGACAGAAGGACAGAGAGGAGCCGGAGCGAGGAAAGGAAUCUUCUCCGUCUCAAGGACUGAAUUUUGAUUGACUUUUGUCCUGAUUUGGACUCUCGGAGAUCCGACUGCCUCUUCAGAGCAGCCUCUCAGGUGUUUUGCUGGCAGCAUGUCUUUGUUACCUUUACUGGGCUGGGCCCUCCUGGUCCUGGUGCAGAUCCAGAGCGGGAAAUCCUCCGUGGACCUGAAGUCCAGGCAUCAGCCCAUCUCCCUGAUGGUCCAGUCCUUACCGGAUGCCUCCAGCGUCCACUGCCCAUCCUGCGCCCUGGCCAGGAUGAGGAGAAAUGAAGGGACGCCAGCCGCCGGCGACGACUUGCUCGGGUACGAGGAGGAGAAGGCGGCUCAGCCGGACGUGGUGGAGGCGGUGAAGAGGCACAUCCUUAACAUGCUCCACCUGCAGGCCCGGCCCAACAUCACCCGGCCGGUGCCGCGCGCCGCACUCCUCAACGCCCUGCGCAAACUUCACGUGGGGCGAGUGGCCGAGGACGGCAGCGUGCAGAUCGAGGGCGAGGAGGAGUCGAGAGGGCGGGGAGGUCCUGGAGGAGGCAAGGGGGGAGGAGCGGCGGCGGCAGCUCGGGCGGGAGACGGCGGCGACGCGCCGGAGACGACGGAGAUCAUCACCUUCGCCGAGGCGGGUGACUCUCAGGGCGUGGUCAACUUCGUCCUCUCCAACGAAGGAGGCGAUAUGUCGCUGGUGGAGCAAGCUAACGUCUGGCUCUUCCUGCGGUUAGCUAAAUCCAACCGCAGCAAAACCAAGGUCACCAUCCGCCUCUUCCAGCAGCGCCUGCUCACAAACGGACGCCCAGAUCCUUCGCAGGACGACGUCCUCCUGGCAGAGAAGACCGUGGACACCCGGCGCAGCGGCUGGCACACCUUCCCCGUUUCUUCGGCGGUGCAGGCGCUGCUGGAGAGCCAGGGAAGCCCCACGCUGAGCCUGCGGGCGACCUGCCCGCUCUGCAGCGACACCGGCGCCACCCUCGUCCUGGUCUCCGGCGGCUCGGAGAAGUCGCAGCGCGGCAACCAGAGGGAGCAGUCCCACCGUCCCUUCCUCAUGGCCGUGGUGCGGCAGGCGGAGAGCGCGGACUCCCGGCGGCGGAGGAAGCGUGGGCUGGAGUGUGACGGGAAGGUGAGAGUCUGCUGCAAGAGACAGUUCUUCGUCAACUUCAAGGACAUCGGCUGGAGCGACUGGAUCAUCGCGCCCAACGGCUACCACGCCAACUACUGUGAGGGAGAGUGCCCCUUCCACAUGUCUAGCUUCGGCGGCUCCUUCCACUCCACCGUCAUCAACCGCUACCGCAUGAAGGGCUACAGCCCCUUCCAGAACCUGAAGUCAUGCUGCGUGCCCACCCGGCUACGGGCCAUGUCCAUGCUCUACUACAACGAGGAGCACAAGAUCGUGAAAAAGGACAUCCAAAACAUGAUCGUGGAGGAGUGCGGCUGCUCGUAAUGACGCAAAGCCAACGAGGCGGAGCAAACUGGACCGGAGAGGCAGCGAG
Cyprinodon tularosa is the source of this 1740-nucleotide messenger RNA. RefSeq names its product inhibin subunit beta Aa (gene inhbaa). The coding region runs from base 354 to 1691 and encodes 445 amino acids. Gene Ontology annotation, cellular component: extracellular region. The record is from RefSeq and is a predicted model, not a curated record. Gene Ontology annotation, molecular function: growth factor activity; cytokine activity. The transcript is spliced from 3 exons. Gene Ontology annotation, biological process: BMP signaling pathway; SMAD protein signal transduction. Lineage: Eukaryota; Metazoa; Chordata; Actinopteri; Cyprinodontiformes; Cyprinodontidae.